This is a messenger RNA of Musa acuminata AAA Group (dessert banana), 1440 nucleotides long. RefSeq names its product cytochrome P450 87A3-like. The transcript has 6 exons. Lineage: Eukaryota; Viridiplantae; Streptophyta; Magnoliopsida; Zingiberales; Musaceae. Gene Ontology annotation, biological process: multicellular organism development; brassinosteroid biosynthetic process; brassinosteroid homeostasis. Bases 292 to 1440 code for a protein of 382 amino acids. The record is from RefSeq and is a predicted model, not a curated record. Gene Ontology annotation, molecular function: heme binding; oxidoreductase activity, acting on paired donors, with incorporation or reduction of molecular oxygen; iron ion binding.
CACCCCAAUAGCGAGGACCCCAGUAGUUAGGAUUAGAUGUAACUAAAGUUAAGGAUUUAGUUUGGUACCCCUCAAUCGAAUGAAUUAUUGGUUGGUAUUUUGAUACGUAGAUGAGGAUGGGGAGGUUUGUGGAUGAGGAUGGAGAAGUUUGAAGUAAUAUAAAUGAGUGCUCUUGGAUGAUUCAAGGCAGUGCAGAUCGAAAAUAUUCCUCAUUCCUUUUACUAUCUUUUUCCUUUCUCGAAGUUCUGCGGCAGCUCAUCCUCGACUCUUCCACUUCAGCUAUAUAUACAUAUGGCAUUCCUGGUUGCCAUGUGCAGUGCAGUGGCGGUGGUCGUACUGGUGGUUCUCUGGGUUUACAGAUGGAGGAACCCGAGAUGCAGCAUCGGAAAGCUGCCGCCUGGCUCCAUGGGUUUGCCUCUGCUUGGCGAGACCAUGCAGUUCUUCUCGCCGAACACCACUUUCGAUGUCUCUCCCUUCAUCAAGGACAGGAUAAAGAGGUACGGGCCAGUGUUCAGAACCAGCUUGAUCGGCCUGCCUGUGGUUGUGUCCACCGACCCGGAGCUCAACCGCUUCGUCUUCCAACAAGAGGGGAGGCUGUUCGAGAGCUGGUACCCUGAGACCUUCACCGAGAUCUUUGGCCGCAGCAACGUGGGGUCCUUGCAUGGAUUCAUGUACAAGUACCUCAAGAGCUUGGUUCUCAAGCUCUUCGGCCCCGAGUCCCUCAAAGACCUGCUGCUUCGUGAUGUGGAGACGGCAGCAUGCGCCAAUCUCUCCUCGUGGUCGCGUCUGUCGAGCAUCGAGCUGAAAGAAGCCACGUCAAAUAUGAUAUUUGAUCUCACUGCCAAGAAAUUGAUUAGCUAUGAAUCUUCGUCUUCAUCUGAGAGUUUGAGGAAAAAUUUUGUGGCCUUCAUACGAGGACUGAUCUCAUAUCCGGUGGAUCUCCCGGGAACAGCUUAUUACCAGUGUAUGCAGGGAAGGAAGAACGUGAUGAAAGUGCUGAAAAAUAUGCUUAAAGAAAGGCGGAAUUCUCCAAGGAAACAACAUGGAGAUUUCUUCGACUCUCUCAUUGAAGAGCUGAACAAAGAAAGAUCAUUGAUAACGGAGACCAUUGCUCUGGAUUUGAUGUUCGUGCUGCUCUUCGCGAGCUUCGAGACCACAUCUCUGGCCCUCACGCUGGCCAUAAAGUUUCUCACGGACCACCCAAAUGUACUGGAGAAAUUGACGGAAGAGCAUGACACAAUAAUAAAGAACCGGGAGGACCCAUUGUCAGGAGUGACAUGGAUGGAGUACAGAUCAAUGACAUUCACAUUUCAGGUGAGGCAGAAGUCCAGAGUAAAUCAGACAGGAGCUUAUGGUGAUGGAAUCCUGGAAAAUAACAAUGCAAUUAUGCUUAAAUUCAGUUCAGCAUUCAUUCAUGAGCCACGAUCAUAUUCUCCAUAG